AGAGCGAAUACAAACAGUUGUAAUGUUUGGACGAAAAUUUGACAUUUGAGUGUCAGUCCGUGGAAAAACCUAACCUCAAAAAAAAGGUUGGUUCAAUUAUCGUGUCUUUGGUUGAUUUAGAAUGACUGAUGCUCAAACGAACAACCAAGUAAACGCUGAAGAUUUGGAAGAUAAAGUUGAUUUAAUGCUACAGAAGACCGGCUGUCAAGAUCUCCAUUACAAAGUCCAAGAGUGCAUUGCUGAAACUCAAGAUUGGAGAAAGUGUCAAGAAGUAGUAAAAGAAUUUCGAAAUUGCAUGUCAGGUUAUAUGGAAGAGCAACGCAAUAAAUAUCUGACUAAAUAAAUUUCAUUAUCUUUUUUCCCCGUAAAUUAAAAAUUUAAAUUCUUCACGUAAAAAAAAAUAUUCCAAAAA
This is a messenger RNA of Contarinia nasturtii (swede midge), 412 nucleotides long. RefSeq names its product cytochrome c oxidase assembly factor 4 homolog, mitochondrial. The record is from RefSeq and is a predicted model, not a curated record. The transcript is spliced from 4 exons. The coding region runs from base 122 to 343 and encodes 73 amino acids. Gene Ontology annotation, biological process: mitochondrial respiratory chain complex IV assembly. NCBI's taxonomy places the organism in Eukaryota, Metazoa, Arthropoda, Insecta, Diptera, Cecidomyiidae. Gene Ontology annotation, cellular component: mitochondrial intermembrane space.